AUGGACAGCUUACCUACACCACCCAACGAGGAGCACGCCAGACCCCAAGGGCUGAAGCGGUCUCAUGCGGCGUCCAAGCCUCUUAAGACGGUACACCGGACCCUGAAGCGGACCAGCACCCAUAGCCAUCCUCCCUCGCCAGCCCGCGAAAGCCACUCACAGCAUGGUGAUGGAAGGCAUAAAAGAGUCUGGAAAGCUUGCGAGAGGUGUCGCAUGAAGAAGACGAAGUGUGAUGGGGAGUUCCCCUGCAAGAGGUGUAAGGACGAUGGGUUGAUAUGCACCGCCGGGACUCGAAAGAAGACCGAGUACAAGCAGCUACCGCCCGGAUACGCCGAGGUGUUGGAAAACACACAAUUCGUCCUGAUCGCCACAGUCCAGAAGCUCUACUCGAUGGUACGGAACGGAGAGCCAUGGGAGCUGGGUGAGCCGGAACUGAACGACCGCGGCCAACCCGUAAUCCAUAACGUUGCCGCUAAGCUCGGCUGCCUGCGACCGAACACCGACCUGGAUCUCCCGAUCCAUUCGAUAUUUCCCGAGGACGAGGCGGGCAUGACUGAAUUGGCUCGGCAAUUGCAGGAUCAUGCAGCAGCAUCAACAACAACAACAACAGGUACUACAUCGCAGGGCAGCGGCAGCAGUAGGCAAGAGACGGAAUCGAAUGGGAUCUACAACCGGACCGACCGAGCCAGCUCAUCUGCGGCAUCGGACGCCGAACACUCAGACCUCGACCACGAGCCCGACUAUCGAAGGGCCGCGUUUGGCGCCGCCAGCGCGGUCAGCAUGUCCCCUGCCAGCCUUGGAUAUCCCGACUUUGAGAUCUCCCCGCCGUCGGCAGCGCCAUCGGACGGGUUCCCUCCCAGCCAGCACUCACCCACCGUGCCCGUACACCCUCACAACUUUCAAUGGAUGGGCCGACCGUCGUCAAUGGAUUUCACGACGCAGCAGCUGUGGAUGGCCAGUCAAGGUUUCAUGAACACCGAGAUGAUGACCUCGGGGGUUCUGGGUUCCACUUAUGCGACCAAGCCCGCCGGCUUUUCGUCAUCAUGUCGGAAUCCCGAGGUCAUGAUGGGGAUGGGCGAUCCCGUGAUCUUCUCGUCCGGGUACGAGGAAGACAAACUAGGGCCACUUUUUCCAAAUUCGAACAUUUAA
Chaetomium globosum CBS 148.51 is the source of this 1149-nucleotide messenger RNA. RefSeq lists its product as uncharacterized. Bases 1 to 1149 code for a protein of 382 amino acids. The transcript is spliced from 2 exons. Lineage: Eukaryota; Fungi; Ascomycota; Sordariomycetes; Sordariales; Chaetomiaceae. Gene Ontology annotation, biological process: regulation of DNA-templated transcription. Gene Ontology annotation, molecular function: DNA-binding transcription factor activity, RNA polymerase II-specific; zinc ion binding. The record is from RefSeq and is a predicted model, not a curated record.